CCCUAGAGGUCAACCGGUCGUAUACAAGGAAAUUAACGAUUUAAUCUUACUUUUGGUUUCGACUACCCGUGUAGGUAUUGUAAUCCUUCGCUUCAAAAUUGGAUCAAGAUGACUGAUUUCUUCAGCGUUUUACUGAAAAUUUCAGACGAUCUACGUGAUGACAAUUUGGAAAAAAUGAAGUUCCUUUGUCAAGAAUUAGGGAAAAGGCGUCUCGAGAAAAUUGACAGUGGCAUUAAACUUUUUCAAGAAUUGAUGCAGCGUAAAGAACUUGGACUUAACAACACGGAACCUCUUAAAAUACUUUUGAACAAAAUUCGUCGGGAAGAUCUCGCUGAGACAUUGAAUAACUUUGAAAGUCAGUCUCAUGGACCACAUACAAAUCUACCGGACAAAACGGAACAAGCCAAACUUAAAGCUGCAAGAAAAGUAAUCAUGGCCCAGCUUGGGAGGAAGUGGCGGAUGUUGGGCCGGAGGCUGGGCCUGACAGAGGCCAUGCUGGACGGCGUGGUCACCAAGCACCGCGACGUCCUGGAGGAUCAAGUGGCAGGGAUGCUGUGUGUAUGGGAGAAGAGCCAGGGUGCCGAGGCACAGGCGGAUGACCUUGUACGAGCCCUUAGGAGCUGUGACCUGAACCUGACUGCUGAUCUGGUGGUGAAGGAACUGGAAAAGCUCAAAGGAGAAUGAGGAGGAAGAGGACAAGAAGAGAAGAGGAGGAAUAAAUUAGUUUGAAGAAGAGGAGGAGGAGGAUACAAAGGCGAGAGAACUAAAGGGGCUUAAUAGGUUACCCAGAGUCCUAGUAAUUCCAUCUCAACCAUGUGUGCUGUUUCUGAUUAUUUGGUGCUGCUUUGCUUGGAUGUUUGAAUGAGAAAGAAAGUAAUAGAAUGGA
This is a messenger RNA of Hypomesus transpacificus, 886 nucleotides long. It is a transcript of the gene fadd, whose product is annotated as Fas (tnfrsf6)-associated via death domain. The transcript is spliced from 2 exons. Gene Ontology annotation, molecular function: protein binding. Lineage: Eukaryota; Metazoa; Chordata; Actinopteri; Osmeriformes; Osmeridae. The coding region runs from base 109 to 684 and encodes 191 amino acids. The record is from RefSeq and is a predicted model, not a curated record. Gene Ontology annotation, biological process: regulation of apoptotic process; signal transduction.